Molecule: messenger RNA, 201 nt
Organism: Spirodela intermedia
Lineage: Eukaryota; Viridiplantae; Streptophyta; Magnoliopsida; Alismatales; Araceae
Source: the annotation of a GenBank genome assembly
AUGGAGUACUUACCGGCGCCGGAAAAGACUCAUGCCGCCGGAAAACCUUCCGCAGCAGCAGCGGCGGCAGCGGCGGCGGCAGCGGCGGCGGCGGAGCAGAUGAAGAUCGUCUUCCUCUUAACCUCGUCUGGUUCUCACCUCCUCGCGGCGCUGUCGCCGAACGGUCUCACGCUGCUUGCUUUCAAAUCCUCCCUCUGGUGA